Messenger RNA from Staurois parvus, 321 nucleotides. NCBI's taxonomy places the organism in Eukaryota, Metazoa, Chordata, Amphibia, Anura, Ranidae. The record is from the annotation of a GenBank genome assembly.
GGCGACAGGCAUCGGGCCCCCAAGCGGAGCGGUGGGCACCGGGCCCCCAGGAGGGGCGACAGGCAUCGGGCCCCCAGGAGGGGCGACAGGCAUCGGGCCCCCAGGCGGGGUGACAGGCAUCGGGCCCCCAGGAGGGGCGACAGGCAUCGGACCCCCAGGAGGGGCGACAGGCAUCGGGCCCCCAGGCGGGGCGGCGGGUGCCGGGCCCCCAGGCAGAGCGACAGGUCUUGGGCCCCCAGGCGGAGCGACAGGUCUCGGGCCCCCAGGCGGAGCGGCGGGCGCCGGACCCCCCAGGCGGAGCGACAGGUCUCAGGCUCCCAG